This is a messenger RNA of Diospyros lotus (date-plum), 813 nucleotides long. RefSeq names its product ARM REPEAT PROTEIN INTERACTING WITH ABF2-like. The record is from RefSeq and is a predicted model, not a curated record. The coding region runs from base 123 to 380 and encodes 85 amino acids. The transcript has 6 exons. Gene Ontology annotation, molecular function: protein binding. NCBI's taxonomy places the organism in Eukaryota, Viridiplantae, Streptophyta, Magnoliopsida, Ericales, Ebenaceae.
UUUUUUCGUUAUAUCCAUGCAUGAAGCGGGAAUCGCAUCACUUGUUGAUUUGCUUGAACUCAAUGUCAUGAAGGUGCAGAGAGCAGGAGCAGGGGCUCUGCGGACUAUUGCCUUUAAAAACGAUGAGAAAAAAAAUCAGGUUUGAAGCGGUUGGCUAUGAUUUUAUCCGUUCCUGCUGUUCUGAGAGCCAAAGGGUUGUAGCUUUGUUGCUUGGGCAAUUUGCAGCUACUGAUUCGGACUGCAAGGUGCAUAUUGUUCGGAGUGGUGCUGUCCCACCAUUAAUUGAGAUUGAGAUGCUUCAGUCCCCUGAGCCCAACCUGAGGGAAAUGGCAGCAUUUGCAUUGGGGAGCCAAACAAGGAUCGUACAGCCAAGACUAUAAAAAGAUUGGAGGAGAAAAUCCAUGGACGGCGCCCUGAUCUGCCUCUGUGGACAAGAAAGUAGAGUCGAGAUUGCGACCUGAGCGAGAGCAUUGCGGACGAUAUCUUCUUCAGCUUUACCAAUCGACGCAGUGGCGGCCGUGCGAUUGGCAUCGAAAUAUUUCGAUAGCUUCCGCUUCUUCGAGUUUCUUUUGGCAGAGCUAGUAGGUCUUUUGCGCCGAUUCUGGCUCUCCAUGUCUUCUGUAGAUGAGAGAGAUGGGGAGGUAGUAGAAAAGGAGAUCUGGAGGGAUAGUUUGGGGAAAUGGAUUGGGUUUACGUUUCUUCCAUUUGUUUCUAUUCUAAUGCGAACCCUGUGGCUGUGGGCUUGGUGUUGGUUGUUAUAUUUGUUGGAGGAGAAGGACAAAAUGAUCAUUGAUAGCGAGAAGAAAGGGCAAA